Messenger RNA from Pyrus x bretschneideri (Chinese white pear), 2561 nucleotides. RefSeq names its product disease resistance RPP13-like protein 4. The transcript has 2 exons. NCBI's taxonomy places the organism in Eukaryota, Viridiplantae, Streptophyta, Magnoliopsida, Rosales, Rosaceae. The record is from RefSeq and is a predicted model, not a curated record. Bases 331 to 2166 code for a protein of 611 amino acids. Gene Ontology annotation, biological process: defense response to other organism.
ACUAGCAUUCCUUGUUGGUAUAGCCAUCCAAUUGUGCUUUCAGCAACGCAGAAAAGAAAUAAAUUCCUUGCUGGUGCUUUCAGCAAUUCAACUGGGUUUCACACGGCGGAGCCUGCGGCGGUGUUCCGAGGGGGAGGGGCGCUCCAUGACGGGAGGAAAAUGGCAGCUGAGUUUGCAGAUCAAGCAGCAAAAGAGGAACUUGAAGCGGAGUUUUUACUUGGGCUCUGCUGAAAAGUGAUGAUCUAGGGGAAAACAUUGGUUGUAUCUGUCAGUUCCACGCCUUCAUCUGCAGGUGCUACACCUUUCAGACAAUUACAAUAGUCAACCUCAAUGGAUUCGAAGAAAUUCAUGCCCAAGUUGCUCGAUCUUUUGAAAAGAGCCAAGGCUGGGUUCAAAGAUCCUGUGGCAGUUGGAGACUUUGAAUCUAUUGAGAAGAAGCUUCACCUCAUGGAAGAAAUAGAUUUGCUACCCAAAGUGAAGCUCUUUGAUCAAACUCUGUCGAAGCAGUUUACCGACAUAGAACGACAACUUGGAAAGAUUAUCUUGGGAGCUGAAACCACUUACAGCAAAAACGAGGAAAUGUCCAAGGCCCUAGGUCUCGUGAAACGAAAUGUCGAUCAGAUAAUUGAGGACUCGAUGCCUUUAGGGAAGAAAAUACCUACCCAUGCACCCAUCCAAGAGUCACAGGUGCAUUGGUCUACAGUCGAUCAGUCAGGACUAGAUCAGAAGAUGUCACAAGAGUGGUCACAACUGGGCCUGGAGGAUAUAAUUUAUAAGACUCCUGCCGUGGCUAAUAUAAGGAGGACUUAUGAAGAUCUUGAAAGCAUGGAUUUGAAGUUGUGCUUCCUCUCUUUCUCAAUCUUCCCGGAUGGUUCCGUGAUGAAGAAGAGGCCUCUGAUUUACUGGUGGAUUGGCGAGGGCUUCAUCACGUCCACCCAACAGAAGACAGCAGAAGAGGUAGGAGAAGAUAUAUUUGAAAAACUUAUGAGAAAAGGCUUGAUUAAUCAAGCUGGCUCAAAUGCAUCCUCCUGUCCGUUUGUAAAAAGUUGUGUAUUGAACCCUUGGAUCCAUCGUAUGUUGAUCUCCUUGGCAAGCGAAGCUAGGCUGUUUCACUUUGAUUCAGGAUGGCAAAGAAUGCCAUCUUAUGAUACCUUAACCUGUAGGCGUGCAUGCUUAGUUUUUAAUAAUCAAAUUCGUCAGGGUGAUGAUGGCCCAAAGGUGGACGAUCUGUUGACUGUAUUCAAUGUCAAUGUGCAAUAUCUUGGUUUGAAAAAAGAAUGGCUUAAUAAGUUGAAGAAGGUUGGGGUUCUUCAGCUUGGGCGCUGGCAGGACUCGGCUACGCAUCAUAUUGAGGUGGAUGAUGAAGACUUCGUGAACCAAGAAGAUGUGGGAUUUUUAAAAGGUUUGGGGACUCAGAAUAAGCACUUGAAGUAUCUUAGCCUCAGAGGAAUAUCAAGAAUUACCCAACUCCCUUCUUCUAUCCUUAAUCUUAUAAGCCUUGAGAUUCUGGAUCUUCGAGCAUGUCACAACUUAGAGACAAUGCCUUUAGAUAUCUCCGCAUUAAGGAAGCUCACCCAUUUGGAUAUGUCGGAGUGCUACUUGCUUGAACGCAUGCCAAAAGGGCUUGACAAACUAUCUUCGCUCCAAGUUCUGAAAGGUUUUCUCCUAGGGCCUUUGAAAAAUACUCCCUGUAAACUUGGUGAUCUUGCCAAGUUGAAGAAUUUAAAGCGGCUCAGUAUACACAUGGGGAAUGAGUCUGAAGUUCAAAAGGGGGAACUCAACAAGUUGAAGGACAUUUCAUCUCUUUGCCGCCUUAAAAUAUCUUGGGGUUUGGUUUCUUCCUUGUUAAAAGACCAAAUUGCCAAUGAAUUCUCAUUUCCGCCGAAUUUGGAAAAAUUGGACCUCCAAGGUAUCCCCCUAGAACGCGUACCAAAAUGGCUGAACCCGAGACAACUGGGAAAUUUAAAGAAGCUGUACAUAAGGGGUGGAGAACUUUCCAGCUUAGAUCAUGGGACCGGUGCUAUGUGGAAGGUAGAAAUCUUGCGUCUCAAGUACUUGACGAAAUGGGACAUAGAUUGGCCAAAGUUGAAGGGGUCUUUUCCUCGUCUGCAGCACUGGGAUUUGGAGAAGUUCCACUGUCACGAGAUUAAAAAGGACGUAAGAUGAAGAAAUCGGUUUGGAGUGAAGCUGAAGGCUAGGAAGUAAUUUAACGAUACGAUCCUUCGCCCAAACUUAGCCUAGGAAGUAAUUUAACGAUACGAUCCAGUUCAUAAACAAUGUCUUUAGGCUAAGUUUGGGCGAAGGAUUUCCAAGUCCCCGAGGGAUUGAUGCCAAGUUAGCAAGGGGUGGAGCACAAAAUCUUAGAUAACAGAAGUUGGUGGUGUUAGCGUCGUCGUCGUGAAACCGUGAAAAUGAGAGGCCUUGGUGGUGGUGUUACCCUUUAAAUUCUUAAUCUAGCUUUGCACGUCUUAAUCGUUCAUAUAUGUAAUCUUAACGCUCAUAAUUAGUCAUGAAACUCUGACUAGUGCCGAUCAUGCAUGUUGGGUAAAGUUUCCAUGAAA